Hyalella azteca is the source of this 4446-nucleotide messenger RNA. Its product is annotated as mothers against decapentaplegic homolog 6. Gene Ontology annotation, molecular function: transcription regulator inhibitor activity; I-SMAD binding. The transcript has 5 exons. The record is from RefSeq and is a predicted model, not a curated record. NCBI's taxonomy places the organism in Eukaryota, Metazoa, Arthropoda, Malacostraca, Amphipoda, Hyalellidae. Bases 1317 to 2510 code for a protein of 397 amino acids. Gene Ontology annotation, cellular component: heteromeric SMAD protein complex. Gene Ontology annotation, biological process: anatomical structure morphogenesis; SMAD protein signal transduction; transforming growth factor beta receptor signaling pathway.
GGAGUGCACCGCCGUGUUGAUACUGUGCACCGACAUAAUGGUGCAGCGCAUGGUUUAAUGGUGCUGUGCACCGCCUGUCAACUAUAAUAGUGCAGUUAUGACUUAUGGUAAAGUGUGACGACAUAAUAGUGCAGUUAUGGUGAACAAGUUGUGGUAAUGUAACGCUUUGCCUUUACGGUGCUGCUGUUGACUGCUGAAGUACAUGCAGCUGUGGGGUGUUAUACUCUUCACAUUGGCAGUCACGGUAUUUUUUUGUGGUGGUACAUUCCACCUUAAUUGUGACCACCUCAAAAGUAAUGGUGCAUCCACGGGUGCAGUAAUGGUGUGCAAGUAUCUUGAUUGCUCUAUUAAUGGUGAAGUAUUUAUAUGUAAUAGUACUAUGCCAACUGUGAUUUGCCUGCGCACUAACCCAAUUCAACGCAUUUUGGAUUCUCGACUAAUUAUAUAUUUUUUUGCAAUGGUCUGCCUUCAUAACUUUUUCCAAUUUCACGUGCAUUCCAAACUUAAUAUCAUGACACAUACCAGUUAUUUUUGCAGGCAUUUUGUUCUAUAGAAAUUAGUGUGUUAAUGAUUGGAAGAUUUUAGAUGUUUUCUUCUCAAGUAUCGAUCAUUUACUCGAUGUAUAUGUAUAUUUGACAGUUCUGUUUACAUGACCCCGCUAUCGGCGUAAGAAAUUACUUUUAUUCUGCCAAGUGUGCAAUGAUAUCCUGGGUGUUCAGUGUGCGCUUAACUUAAAAACUUUCGUGGAACGUUCAGUGGCUCGGUGCUGUCACAGAUAACAUUACGUUACGGUGAACGGAUCAGAAUCUGGCUAUAAGCUUCUCUUCGCAAAUAUCUCCAUCGUGAAGAAAUUAUUUUUGUCAAUUAUCUACACGAUUGUCGUCACAACGGAUCCCUGCAGCUCCCGUCUCUCUCACCUCUGCUGCUGCCACCGCCUAACCUCGGAAGCCUUUGACCUGAACACUUCCAGCAGCAGCAGUGAAGAUAACUCGCAGCCUUUUCAUCAGAACCAACGGAGAAACUCCCGUAAAAGGCCAAUAGAAGCAUCCUCGCCAGAUGCCAAGUUGACCGUUGAAUCCUGUGAAAACCCGGAGAUUCCGUUGGGAUCUCCAGCCAUACGUGAAAAAGCGCCCGCGACUGGACCCUACACGACGGGGAACGUAGAAAGCAAUCAUCAGAACACUGGUAGACUUCGUCGGCUGACGCGUCAGUGCAGCAAUAACAACAAUUGCACUUCCGAAGCUGGGCCUUCGACUGUCGUCUGUGAAGGUCUGGUAUCAUGUGGGUCCAAGUCUGGGCCGCCAUGCCGCUCAUUCAUGUUGGGCUGUAGAAAGAAAUCCCUGAUCAGGAAAGCCUGGCGGAGGCGCGUCAAGCCGCCGGAAGCCCCAAGAUGUUUGUCUCAAAAUACAGCAACGGCGGCCAACUGUACAGCACAGCAAGGAAACAGCACAGCGUUUGCCGUUCAAAUCCAGUCACAAAAUGGGAUUCCAAGUGGACCAUCCCUGCACACCAUCUUAGGAAACCAGUCAGCUCUCAAAACCAGUGCCUUGUCCAUACUGAACCAGUUGAAGGUUUCGGAGCUGGAGAGUCUGAACGCCGCCUUGGAGGCGGGAGGCGCGGGUCCAUGCGUUUUGGUGCCAAACCGAGACGUGCUCGUUGGAGGCGUUGCACCCUUGUCGCCGGCCUUCCUGAGUCUGGCGGUCUGGCGGUGGCCAGAUUUACCUCUCGACGCAACAUUGAGACCCGUUCCACCCUGCACACCAGAUCUUACUCAAGCCUGCAUCAACCCCUAUCAUUCUGCCAUCUGCUGCGCCACUCAAUCAGACUCUCCCCCACCCCCCUACAGAGAACGCCCCUCCCCUCACGAUCGCCUCCACCCCCGCUCCGACGAAGACGACUUGACAUCGUCAAAAUUCUCCCAGUCAUCCAGAUACGAGUCUCAGGAAACCGGAGGCCGCGUUCCGACAAGCGGCUGGUGCAGUGUUCGGUACUGGGAGAAGAGCACGCGGGUCGGCGCAGCGUUCGAGGUAGCGAGUGACAGCGUGAGUGUGGUUGGCAGUAGCGCCUCCUUGACGGUUCACAGCGGCCUCUGCCUCAACCUUCUCUCCGCCUCCCUCUCCAAUACUUCGCAAGAGGCACUCAAAAUCAAAAAUAAAAUAGGCCCAGGUAUUUUAAUAUGUCGCGAGGACUCGGAGGUGUGGCUGUACAAUCAAUCCAACGUAGAUGUAUUCGUUUCAUCACCCGCCCUCCCAGAAUCCAUUGAAGAUACCUCGAGAUUUGACAGCCCAUCGGUACGAAAAAUAAAACCCGGACACACGUUGAAAAUAUUUAGUUUUGAUUUAGUAGAUAGUCUGUCGAGGAUUAGCGCCAAAAGAUCGCGACUCUGCGGUCGUGUCGAUGUAUUUUGUGUUAACGUCUCUUUUUGUAAAGGUUUCGGUUCCAGUUAUAAGCGUAGAGAAAUAACAGCUUGUCCUUGCUGGCUUCAGUUGCAUUUGGAGCCUCCAAGAUGAUGGGAGGAAGUUACCUCCGUAUUCUGCAUGCACAUGAAUACGGCCAGCAAUUUUACAAUCGAACUCCUCAUAACAGGUAUGGGAAAAAACCAUACCCAAAUAGGGCUACAAUGCCUCUUUUUUUUUUAAUUGGUAAAGUGAGCAAGCCUAGAGUUAAUUCUAAGUCGUAAAUACGCACGCUUGUAAUACCAGUAUAAGGAAAUAAUCCGCGCCACAGUUGGGGCAUUAAAACGAAUGCCCUACAUUCGAGAACUUGUCAGCAAUUUUCCCAAAGGACCGCGUACAUUAAAACUGACGUAAUUACCAAGAUGAUUAGUUCGUGCAUGAAUAAUGGCCUAGCACGAAUAAGCCUUGUUCACUGUGAAGGUGCUUCAAGAAUGAAAUGAAACCUUCAAUUAAAGAAGCACUUGUCGCUGAUUCGACUACUGUUGCCAACGAGAUGAGGCUUAGACUGUGAUGCUUCUCGAACAUGAAUGAAAAGAUAUAAGUUAGUGUAUACAAACAAAGGACACGUGUCUUGCCUUGGAAUGUAGGCUGAUGUGUAAGAAUUAUAACGUAUUCGCAAAGCGGAUAAAAAUAUGACCACAAGGCUUGCUUGUGCCGUCAUGAAGCAAGCUAUUAUUACAUGGUGCCAAACGAUCCGUGAAAUGAGCCGGAGUUUUCUUCAGAUCAGAGAAGACAUGGCAGCUGCCCAUCCGUAAAAUACGUUAUCAACUUGAUGGACUAGCCGAAGCAAAUGGUCUUAUUUUAUACGAUUGCAAAUUCAGCUGUGGCCUCUAGGUCAAUACUUUAUUGUCUCCCACUGUUUUCCAUGUCUUUUAUAACAUUUUAAUUGCGCGCUAAUAUGUUUUCAAUUAUUUUGAAGGUAAUGAGUCAGAUUAUUCAAUUGACUGUCUUUCCAUUGUCGAGAAUUUGUGUACGGUAUUUGUAACCUGACAUAGUUUAAAGGGCACGAUUCGACCGAAUGGCUUGCCAAUGUAGACGUUGCCCAAGUCGACUUGCGCGCUCAGUGAACGAAGCAGAACAGUGUACUCCAACAAUUUAAAAGCGAAUUCAGUUUUUUAAAAGAGCAAAGAAAGCCCAAUAAACAAGUAUCAUUUAUUUACUGAGAUAACAAAGAUAAAUAUUCCGUACUCUUUUCUGGUCAAACUAAAGAGCCGGAUUGGUUUCUUGUAAAAAUAAUCGGUUGGUUUGCGAAUAGAAUUGCAGCAUUUUGGUAGCCUUGCUUCACAAAUUAGAAUUGUUGGAGGAUUGUUUCGUGUUAUUCAUGAGUAUGCAGGUCUAUGUCGUUUUUAUGCUGUGAAUGUGUUUUCAAUGUUUUUGUCGUCCUCUGAUAAAAGAAAAUAAUUUUGUAUGCCUUCAUUUUAAGCAACAUCGCUGUUAACAUGAAGCCUUUUAUCAACACCCCGCUGCGUUCCAUCCAUUAAUGUAGCGUGCUGUUUUUUAAUCUCUUGGAGUAUUAGAUAGAAUAUCGAAGAACGAUAUUCUCAUACUCAAUACUCAGUAGGAUUCUUCUACUUCAUCUUCAGUUAUCACUUACUUCAUAUGAACCCUUGCUUUACAAGCUGUCCUCAAUAUGAAUCGUAAAUUCUAGAUCUGAUUUUUAAUAAGCAGGUAAGCCUACGUGUGUGUAUCUUCAGAAAGUUGCCUAUUUUUCUUACAAUUUAAAUAUUGUUUACAUGUCACCCACCGAGAGCGUGCGAUAAUUAUAUUCAUAAUUAUUACCGUCUAAUUGAAAUUAUGAUUCGGUUUGUAUGGUUUCUUGUGAGGUUCAUUUGUUGAAUUGCUUGAACCGAAGCUGUCGCUCUUGCGAAAAAGGGUCUAGUCGAUAUUUCUAUUUUGUCUUAAGUAUGGGUUGAUUUUUUUCUACUCAUAGCGUCAUAAAUGGCUUUCAUUUUAUUGUUUUCAUAACACCUAGCGCUGAAUUUUCUUUUUG